Messenger RNA from Ochlerotatus camptorhynchus, 1741 nucleotides. Its product is annotated as zinc finger protein 567-like. Gene Ontology annotation, cellular component: nucleus. The record is from RefSeq and is a predicted model, not a curated record. Gene Ontology annotation, biological process: regulation of transcription by RNA polymerase II. Gene Ontology annotation, molecular function: RNA polymerase II transcription regulatory region sequence-specific DNA binding; DNA-binding transcription factor activity, RNA polymerase II-specific; zinc ion binding. The transcript has 3 exons. NCBI's taxonomy places the organism in Eukaryota, Metazoa, Arthropoda, Insecta, Diptera, Culicidae. Bases 64 to 1632 code for a protein of 522 amino acids.
CUCUAACGCUGACAUAAGCCUGGGCUGGCACUGUGUGUUAUUUUGUUUUCGUAGCUUUAAACCAUGGACGACGGAUUAAAAAUGGAAAUAUCGAUCUCACCGGCCACUGAAUACAAAAUAUGCGUUAUUUGUGCUCAAGCUUGUGAAGAAAAUUACUACGCAUCGGAUGGCACUGUUGAUAGACUGAGUCUGGAAGAUAUACUGCAGUACAUUUUUGUCAAACUACAGAUAUCCUUUGAUGUAUGUUUAGUGUUAAACCUUUGUGAUGUUUGCAAAGGGGAGCUUACUGUGGCAUACCGUUUCAUUAAAAAAGUUGAAGAAGCCAGUCUUAAAAUAAGGAGUAUUCUGGCAGCGGAUGAAACACGAGAUCCGUUGAAUUGGUCCAUAAGCAUUGAAGAUAAUAGCGUUAAGUCUGGAGAAGCUGACGAUUCUUCUGUGCAAAACUGUUUGGAGUUGGAAACCGAAGAACACAGCAAACGUAGAAGAACAUCUGUACAAGAAGCAGAUGUUGAUUGUACAAGUUUCAACUAUAACGCAGCUACUUCGGAAGACGAAGAAAAAUUUGACACAAAAAGAUUUGUUUUUGACCUUGAAUCGCAGCCUGUACGUUGUUGUGGUUGUAAAGAACCUUUGAGUACCAAUGAACAGGUGCAAAGUCAUUCUGAAGCAUUUCAUCGGCGAAACAAAAUCACCGAUCGGCAGAUCAAUGAAAAUAAACCAUUCGAGUGCCUGGUAUGCUUCCAAAGAUUUCAACUCAAAAAGGAUUACCGUCAGCAUCAACGAAAGAUGUACGUUGAUGAGCUACAUUCAUGUAGGCGAUGUCCAGCUGAUUUCGCGAAUGCUCAUAGUCUUCGUGUACACGAGAAAACAGUCCACAAGAGACUGAAAAUAAAUCAACAGAUCGAUGAGAUGCGACAAAGGGUUCACAAAUGUUGCAUCUGUCGGGAGCAAUUUGAUUCCCUUGAUCUGGUGAAGGAUCAUGUGGAAAAGAACCAUCCCUCACAAGGUGAUAAUAUGGAAUCAAACAAUCAGUUUGAGUGUGAAAUCUGUUGCCGUAGGUACAAAACCCAGAAAGUAUUGAUUGAACAUCAACGGCGGCCAUUUCGGAAACAUCGAUUCCAAUGUUCCCAUUGUGGAAAGACUUUUAAGGAGAAACAGGCUUUCAUUGAUCACGAGCAAAGCCAUGUCAACAUACGUCCGUAUGAAUGUCCCAUCUGUCAAAUGAGAUUCUCACUGAAACCAAACUUCUUAACCCACGUCCGUUACCAUUCCGUGCCGAGUGACCAGUUCAAGUGUACGUUUUGUGGUAAAGGGUUCAGGAAAAAGCAUAUACUGCAGGAACACCAACUGAUACACAACAAAAGUGAGCUUCGACCCUUCAAGUGCCACAUUUGCUCGAUUGCAUUCACUCGUAAGGAUCUGUUAGAUUUCCACGUGAAAGAUCAUUUGGGCGAGAAACCCUUCAAAUGUACCCAGUGCACAGCAUCCUAUAUCUACGAGCGGGAUUUACGACGGCACAAUCGCGCCAAACACGAAGGACUGACGUUUGUGUGCGAAAUUUGUUACCGGCCGUUUAGCAGAAAGGAUGCCUAUAAGAAACAUACCAGAACGCAUAGACUUGAGAAUUCCUAGAAAUGAUCUCUUAGUAGUUUUUGUUGAAUUACAAUAAAAUGGUAUCGUUUAAAUUCCAUGCUCAAAACGAUUUCUUUUUUUUCUUUGUAAAAAUCCAACUACAUACUAA